UAAACGCAACUAUUAAGCUGUGUUAUCGCUGACUAGCUCUGAUGGCACGUUUCUUUUGGAAAAUAUUAGCUAGGGAGGGAAAUCGAAUUAGAAUUGCAAAGCAGAGGACUCCGCUGCUUCAAUGCAAGAGACAUUGUGGAGUAAUAAAGCACAGGAAACACCCGUGUACAAAACAGAGCAUAAGAAGAGCGAGUCUGAAGUACCGGGGAAUACUGGAGAUGGCCGGAAAGCGUGCUCGCAGAGCCUCUUCCGACAGUCUUAGUCUCGAAGAAAUAAAUGCGCAUCUAAACCGAUUGAAGGCAGAAAUGGCUGAAAGGAAGCCUCAACGAGCCUCAUCGAAGAGGAAGAUUCUAAAGAAAAGAUUGGCGGAUCUGCAAGGCCUGAAACGUGGCUGGGAAGAGGUGAAAGGACGAAUUCGUACGGAGGCAGAGCAUGAAAAGAAGAAGUUGAAGGCGUUGGAGGAAGAAGAGGAAGACAUUGCUCGGAAGAGAGCAAUGAAUGAGGAGGAGAUAGAGGAGAUGAGGGUCUUCAACGAGACGCUUAAUCCUCUUCUGGCCACCGUACUCCUUGGACAUGGGAUUCAAGAUCAGAUGGAGGAGGAGCCAGUGUUUUUUGCGGCCAGUUGAAGAUAUAGAGCUAAAUUAAGAGGGGUUUUACUUAUAUAUCGUGACGGCGAACACAGAAUAAAAUAAUAUUAAUGGUGGUUGUGGCAAUAAUACUCGAUCAAUAACAAUGUGAACACUAGUCCUGUCCGUAAAGUGGAUUUGCUCUUAUUAAUGGAGGUUUAUGGGUGGUAUUACCCAUUUU
Messenger RNA from Tripterygium wilfordii, 807 nucleotides. RefSeq lists its product as uncharacterized. The record is from RefSeq and is a predicted model, not a curated record. The transcript is spliced from 5 exons. Bases 42 to 626 code for a protein of 194 amino acids. Lineage: Eukaryota; Viridiplantae; Streptophyta; Magnoliopsida; Celastrales; Celastraceae.